Molecule: messenger RNA, 545 nt
Organism: Oryctolagus cuniculus (rabbit)
Lineage: Eukaryota; Metazoa; Chordata; Mammalia; Lagomorpha; Leporidae
Source: RefSeq, a predicted model, not a curated record
GUAAAGAACCAUGAAGUCUGGUUUGAGCAGAGUCGAGUCGGCGAGCUGUGCCCUACGGGAAGCUCUGGAACAUGUUGGAAAAGGCUUCUGGAAAAGAGAGUGAAGGGCGCGAGAAGGGCUGCUUCCCGCCUGCCGCCGCCGUCGAGACUCAGGCUGAGGCUGGGGAGAACGGUGAAGCCCGGCCCAGGCCGUUCCCCUGUCCCCGGGGCUGGAGCAUCGCCCGGGAGGACUGGCCGAAGGCGAGCCCCGAAGCCCAAGCGCGCGGCGCACACGCGCGCCCCCGGCCACCGCCAUCCUCCCCUCCCUCCCCUUCCUUUCCCUCCCCUCCCCUCUCCUCCGCCCCCAGCCUCCGCUGCGGCGGGAGGAAGAACCCUUUCCGACCAGCCAGGAGAGUCCAGAUCGAUUCCCAUUCGGGCAGAAAGAAGAGACCCCGCACUCGGAUCCGACCGACCGCUCUCCCCGGGGCCACGGAAGUAGCUCGCAGUCCAACGGAGAGCCCGCGCCCAGCGCAGCCCUCCGACCCUCGCCCAGCCGCAGCCGCAUAG